Messenger RNA from Aethina tumida (small hive beetle), 1674 nucleotides. Its product is annotated as 4-hydroxybutyrate coenzyme A transferase. Gene Ontology annotation, molecular function: acetate CoA-transferase activity. Gene Ontology annotation, cellular component: mitochondrion. Gene Ontology annotation, biological process: acetate metabolic process. The coding region runs from base 106 to 1536 and encodes 476 amino acids. The transcript is spliced from 7 exons. The record is from RefSeq and is a predicted model, not a curated record. Lineage: Eukaryota; Metazoa; Arthropoda; Insecta; Coleoptera; Nitidulidae.
AUAACUUUAAAAAAAUUUGAGCAGUCCGCGACUAGUCCGCGCAAGGGUUGGGAAUUUUUUGGAGUAGUGAGGUUUCUGAGUUACCGUGAGACACCAGAGAUAAGAAUGGCCGCAACCGUCAGAGGUGUAUCCAGCAAGCUCGGGGGCUGUUAUACCUCCGUGAAGGCGAUGACAUGCGGUUCCAGGAAUUAUUUCACCUACUCGUUGGAGCCGGCACAGCCCCUUAAGGGCAGAGAACCGAAAUGGGUUUCGGCUAAGGAGGCCUUCGAAAUCAUGAAGUCUGGGGACACCGUGUUCUCAUCUGGAGCCGCCGCCACUCCGGUGGAACUCUUGAAGGCCAUGACUGAAGUUGGCAAGGCAAAGAAGCUGAGCAACAUCCGCGUGUGUCACAUGCACACUGAAGGAGCCGCCCCUUACACUGAUCCAGAGUGCGAGGGAAUCUUUAGAUCGUUCUCGUUUUUCAUGGGAGGCAACGUGAGAAAAGCCGUAGCUGAAGGACGUGGCGACGCUUUGCCGAUCUUCCUCUCAGAAAUUCCACUACUGUUCACCAAAAAAAUUAUCAAACCCGACAUCGCAGUGGUGCAGGUCACGCCACCAGAUCAGCACGGAUACUGCAGCGUAGGUACUAGCGUCGACUGCGUACGCGCCGGCAUGCAACACUCUAAAGUAAUUAUCGCUCAAGUAAAUCCAAAGUUGCCUAGAACUUUCGGCGACGGCAUCAUCCACAUCAGCCACAUCGAUUACGCCGUCAAGUUGGACACGCCGUUGCCCCAGCACGGCGGCAAACCCCCAAGUCCAGUCGAGGAAAAGAUCGGCAAGAACAUUGCUGAGAACCUCGUCGACGACGGUGCCACCCUCCAAAUGGGCAUCGGAAGCAUUCCAGACGCAGUAUUAUCCUGCCUUAAGGGACACAAGGACUUGGGCAUCCACUCCGAGAUGUUCGCCGGUGGUGUCGUUGAUCUGGUGGAACUGGGUGCCGUCACCAACAACAAGAAAACAAUGCACAAGGGCCGCAUCGUCGGUUCGUUCUUGAUCGGCACGCAGAAACUCUACGACUUCGUGGACAAUAACCCCUUCAUUGAAAUGUUGGCCGUCGACUACGUCAACAACACUGGAGUCAUUGCCAGACAACCAAAAAUGACAGCAAUAAACUCGUGCAUUGAGGUCGAUCUGACCGGCCAAGUUUCCUCCGACUCCAUCGGCACGAGGAUGUACUCCGGAUUCGGUGGACAAGUCGAUUUCAUCCGUGGUGCCGCCGAAGGUACUGACGGACUUGGAAAACCAAUCAUUGCGUUGCCUUCAGUUACCAACAAAGGCGAAUCGAAGAUUGUGCCUACUCUCAAACACGGUGCUGGUGUUGUGACUACCAGGGCUCACGUUCAUUACAUCGUUACUGAACACGGAAUUGCCUAUUUGUUCGGUAAAUCGUUGAGACAGAGAGCCCACGCCUUGAUCAACAUCGCCCAUCCUGAUCACAGGGAGGCCUUAGAAAAAGCAGCAUUUGAACGCCUUAAGGUCAUGCCAUCGGCCGACUAAAAUGUACCUAAAAUAUUUCUAAUAUUCCGUCUAGGUUAAUUUUUUUGUGUAUGUUGAAUACUUUUUUAUGUUAUGCAUUUUUAAACGCAAACAUUUAUAUGUUUACAAAUUAUUAAAUAAAACAACGAAAACCCAAAA